UAAUUUGAGAGCUUUACAUGUCUGUGUAAAAUUGUAUGGAAGCAAAUCAGAGUGGGAACACUAGUUCCAGUAAGGUUCACAGAUGGAAACAAACUUCAUACAAAAACGUAUCCCAUGAAAUCAUUAAUCUUAAAAAUGCUAAUCCAGAGAUGGGGACAUCGUUUGUACUGAACAGAGUGUUGAAGACUUCUGGUUUUGUAACAUAGUCUCUGGCAGGUGAGACUCAUUGUUCCUCAAGUUUUCUGAGCAUUGUGACAGUUCCCCGUAGAGAGAAAUGGCUGUCUAAUUUGUGAACCUUCCCAAUGGAUUGAUUACACACUUGGCUGUAUAGUAUUUAUAUGAACAUUUUAGCAGUGUAAUAUAUUCUGUUUAAAAGUCUAGUCUGUACAGUAUAAAUAUUGUGUAAAAGUAUUUUUUUAAAAAGCCUGUAUGAAAUGCCUAUGCUAUUGCAGAUGUCUUUCAGGUCUUAAAUGUACACUUGAUUUUCAAGUUUCGAGUUCUGUGGGUAUGUGUUAGUGUAGUAUCUCUUCACUUUUUUUUCCUGUUCAGCCACAAUCAUUAUCUUAACUACAGAGGCACAGGAGUGUUGCGCUUCUCAGGCAAGACUUGAAAGCUUUUUCUUGAAAUAGAAUGUAUAACAGCUUACAUUAUUUUUUUGAGUUAGCUAUGUAAAUUAUUAUGUAAAUAUUUCAACUUUUGCACUGGGGGGGGCUGGGAGGGGGCUAAGCGUUGCUUUUCAAGCUUCAUGUUCUAACUUCCCUUAAGCAACACAUACACCAUUCUCCUAUUGUUUCAGCUGUUUAAUAAACUGUUUCUUCUUGUACGAUGUGUGUAAUCUGUGCCAGAAGCAAUUAGUUAAAAGUUUUACAGCUGUUAGCUGGUAUAAAUAUCAUAACUUGGUAUUAAUUACCAGAUUUCUUGUUAGAUAGGUUCAGUAUAAAUGAUUAAACAGUUUAAAAAUAUGAACUGGUCCCUGUUGAUAUAGCAUUUUCUCAUCUGAAGAAAGAUAUGCUUUGACAGAUUUUCUUUGACUCCUAAUGCUUUGGAGUAAUUAGUCUUUGAAAUAUACACUGCAUUAGCUUCUUGAUAUUUGAAAUAUAUACUGCAUUACCACUUCUUAAAGUUUCCUAUCUUUAUCUAUGGCAAUACUCUCUUGUGCUGUAUCUCAAGAACAGAUUAUCCACUGAGGCUGGGGAGUGGCUAUUGGAGGCCUAAAAACAUGCGAGUGUGUUAAGCAAGAGCAUCUUCUACUUGCUGAGCCUGGCAGGAGGAUGGUCUGGCAAAUCUGGAGUUGCCUUUCACUUUCAUUGCUGUCUCCUGAAUUUCAAACUAGACUGUUCCUUAAAUUACAUAGCAAAGAACAGUCUAUCUUGUAAUUAAUACUACUAGUUGAGAUAUUUGCUACCUUCCUCCUUGCUUUGGAAAGUGGAUGGCCUAUAGCUUUUCUUCCCUAGAGAGCAUAUAAUGGUGGGAAAUAGAGGCGGUUCAGUGUUGCUUCUUGUCAGUUACUGUACCUCUAGCUCAUUUCUGCUAACAGGUUAGCCCUGAAUCGCAUCUUGUGCUAGGAAGUGACAAUCAUUACAUCUUCUGCUCUAAAGCAGCAAUGAAAAGGAUUCUAUUUACUGAGGCGUUGCAUUACUGUAGUGAAAAGGCAUACCUCCUGUCCCUAGGAGGGAGGUAAACGUCAAGUCCUUGUCUAUUAGCUUUCAUUUCUUUCUUCUUUCUGCUUUUCCUGCAGAAUUUGUCAUCCUGGUUUUGUUAUAUGUUUCUUUACCACUUGAAAAAGUGGAUGAUUGGAUGAAUUCUCCUCUUCCUCCUUCUUUCCAAGCCUUUCACUGCUUUUUAGACUACCUUACUCUUUUCCUGGCAUAUGCUUCUUGCAAAUAGCAGAUGCCUGAUACUCUAGCGUAACUGCAGCUGCACUUUGCAUUUUCGUGAACCAACAGUUUAGGUAGCUUAAACGCUUUGGAUCAUGUUUCUUUACAGUUAGCGUCUACAUGACGUUAAGUAAAGACCGUACAAACACUUCUGCAUUUGCUGGAAAACUUCAGGACUGAAUGUGUCACUCUUCCUAACACCACAAAUGUCCGUAUUGUGGACCCACUACUAGACUCAAUUGAAUACAGCACUGUCCUAUCAUUAUAUGUUAAAUUCAAAUUAAGUUUUAUUUACUCUUUGACUAUUGAGUCAAAAAAAUCUGUAGCUCUAUAAAUUGAAAACAACAACUUCAAUUCAGCAAUUUUUGUUACUGCUUCAUUUUGCUAGGAAACCCUGCUAUUUUAUGAUGUCAUGGCAAGACAACAAUGGUAUCAUUAUGAUGUUGUAGAAUUCUCUAUUGAAAUUCACAGUAAGCUAGCAUCGUUUUAUUUUAUCUUGCUGUCUAGCAGCAUGAAGUAGUGCAAAUGGCUACAUCUGAAAAAUUUAGUCAAAGCAAGAAAAAAGAAUCUGAAAUGGACCUCUCUCUAGCAGAAACAUCCUGUGUUUCUGUUCGGGAUAAACUAGUUGAUUCUGUAAUCUCAAUUUCUUCUGUCAGUCCGGUACAUGAUAAAACAGCAGCUUGCGAUUCUGCCUUAAGAUCUGUAAUAGAAGAAAAUGCUUUUCAGACUUUGAGUGAUGGACCCUGGGCAAAAAGACCACGUCUUAAUCUUUCUGAGGAUAGCUCCACCAAAGCCAAUGAUUUUUCAUUCCUCACCUUUCCAAAGAAACUCUGGAAAAUUGUUGAAAGUGAUCAGUUUAAGUCAAUUUGGUGGGAUGAUGAUGGGAACUGUGUAGUGAUUGAUGAAGAGUUCUUCAAAAAGGAGGUGCUAGAAAGGAGAGGACCUCUGAGAAUUUUUGAAACUGACUGCAUGAAAAGUUUCAUUCGUCAGCUUAACCUUUAUGGAUUUAGCAAAAUGCGACAGGAUUUUCAAAGAUCUGCCUCACUUGCUGAAUUUCUAGCAGAAGAAACAGCAGCUUCUGCUUUUAGCAAGUUACAGUUCUAUUAUAACCCAAAUUUUAAGAGAGGUUAUCCCCACUUGCUAAUAAGGUGCAAGCGAAGAGUUGGCAUAAAAAAUAAACCACCAGCUGCAUUCUCACUGAAUCAAGAUUUUAAUGAAAACCACCUGAGAAGCGAAGGAAGAAGCCCUGAUGUUCAACCUGCUUUAGGAACUGCUUCUGCAGAGGAGAACAAUCUGUUCACAGCAGCUCCAAAGGAGAACACCCAGGUACCUGCACCAAGGAAGUCCACAAUUACAAAGGGACUUGCUAAAGCAACUACCCGAAUCAAAAGUGGUUAUGCGUCCUCACAUACAACUUCACUGAGCCUGUCAGACCCUGCUGUAGCAGAAGACAGGGAUGAGUUAAGUCAGCUGGCCCCUUUCCAUUUACCACAGCACAGCAGCCACACUCGAGUUGGCAUCCAGGAUACUGAUUCCACUACAACUACAUCUGCUACUUCACUAUACCAUGUUAUACCGCCUGUACCAAACAGUCCUUUUAGACCUGUUAUGGGACUUCCUGCCUUUCCAUCCAUGUAUCCAGAUUUAUCAGCUAUGCAGGCUCACUGGGCUAGUCUGCUUCCCUUUUGUAACCCAUGGUUUUCAAUGCCUAUGAUUGCAGCAGCCUCUGCUAUUUCUAUGUCAAGGUCAUCUCACCAUCGAAGCCCAACAUACCAUCAUUGCCCUAAUUGCAACUGUACUUCAAAUAGUGCACCUGUAGGCAAAGGAGUUGGACCCAAAACUACUGAAUACAUGGGAUAUCAUAGAUAAAUAGCUAUUUUUUUAAGUUGCAUAUGCCAAGGGCAUAAAGCCUAACAAAUAUGCAAUUAAACCAUCUGAAUAAAAAAUAAAUAUUUCCUAAUUGUCCUGUCCUAUUUAUACAAUGGAAUCUCAGGUUGAAUUUGUGUUUCAGCAAUCAAAAACUAUUUAAGUAGAAACAACUGAUCUACAAGCAAUUUAAAGAUUUUUCGUAACAAUCAAGCUUAAAUUCUUAUCAGUAGAGAGUAAGACUAGGGUAAGAGUUCUCCAGAGGGUGUGCCAAGGUAUAAAGAGCUUAGAAGUACUGGAACUCUUCUUGUCAUAUAGCAGUGUCAUAGAGCCAAGGCUCUGCUGUGGAGGGCAGGGGAGAAUCCAUUCUUCUGUUAUUGAAGUAAUAACCUCCGAUAAAAGCAUUUACUAAGGCUUAGUUUAGAGACCGGGGUUUAACUGAAGUAUUUAUACCAAAUGCUACUUCAUGAUCCCCUUCCUUUUCACAGUACAGCGGAUUACAUUUUUUGUGUUAUAGCAGACUCGUAACACAUGCUGUGGAAGACGGUCCACACUUUACAGUGAUUUAUGUUAACUAUCAUAAGAAAUAAGAUUACAAGUUCAUAAGUUCAUGGUAAACAUGCAGUGCUACGUAGUCCAAGCUGAUCACUGAAAGAUGUUCUAAAUCAGGUCCUAAGAUAAGAGAACUAUAAAAUCAACAGACCAAAACCAAAAGAGAUUGGUCUCAUUCAUUUUCAUUGAUCAAAAGGUCUAUGCUUGUUAAAAAUAAAUAAAUAAAGGGAAAGGGAUUUAGAAAUUAUCAUAUUGUAUCAAAUAUCUUGAAAAAGACACUACUAUUCUAGGUUACUUUGCUGGUGAGCAAUCUUUGAAAUCAAAUUUCAAGCACUGAAACCAUUUCCUUCCUUUCCAUUGUAGCCACCUGCGUAACAUGACUACAGGUCAAACCUCUCGCCUAAUGGAAUCAACAGUAAAGCUACUGACUUCAGUAAUGGGAUUAGGUUCCAACUGAUUUGGGAGAUCAAAUUACGCUUUUUUUAAAGUAUUCUUAAAAGAUAUGCUUUUAGAACUAAGAGGUGAAACAGAAUUUCACCUGGAAGUAAAUAGCACUAUGUUAUUAUUAUUCUGUUUCAUGUGGGAAAGCUGGCUUCACUCUUGUAUCUAGGUAUUGCCUUAAAAACACCUAAUUAAGGUCAGCUGAGGACCACUUACUCCUCACACUUGUCUUUUUAACAUUUUAAAAAUGAAUAUUUCCUAUCUUAAAUGAGAAAAAAGUUAUAAUAGUUAUUUUGUACAAGCACCUUCUUCCUGACAAAGGCCUUUCUACAAAGGCUUACUAUCAGUUCCCAGAGCCACAUACUGCAGGCUGCUCCCUGCCAUCAUAUGCACAUGCAGUGUACCCAAUCCGUGCAUGAGAAAAAUGUGGUCUUUCCUGGAAAUUUUAUAUUUACAGCACAUUCAUGACAGCCUAUGCACAAACACCAUCCUGUCAAUUUCUGCCUCCACUUGAGAAGCCCAUAGGACUAGCUUUAUCUCAAAUGCUUUCCUUCCCAGUGAUGCCACACAUGUACGAAUGGGCUGUGAAACACAUAAAUGUAUUACUGGUGACAG
Messenger RNA from Struthio camelus australis, 5351 nucleotides. RefSeq names its product heat shock transcription factor, Y-linked. The record is from RefSeq and is a predicted model, not a curated record. Gene Ontology annotation, biological process: regulation of DNA-templated transcription. Gene Ontology annotation, molecular function: DNA-binding transcription factor activity; sequence-specific DNA binding. Lineage: Eukaryota; Metazoa; Chordata; Aves; Struthioniformes; Struthionidae.